AUGUUUUUCUCAUGUUCUCUUCUUUCUUGUGUGUGUGGGUUUUUUUUGUUUUGUUUUGUUUUGUUUUUUUGUUUUUGUUUUUGUAGAAACAUCAACCAGGUGAAAGCAGGGAAUGAGACACAAAUUUCAGAAUUUCUUCUUCUAGGAUUUUCAGAAAAACAAGAAUUGCAGCCAUUCCUCUUUGGGCUGUUCCUGUCCAUGUACCUGGUCACCGUGCUUGGGAACCUGCUCAUCAUCCUGGCCACAAUCUCAGACUCCCACCUCCACACCCCCAUGUACUUCUUCCUCUCCAACCUGUCCUUGGUAGACAUCUGUUUUGCCUCCACCACGGUCCCAAAGAUGUUGGUGAACAUCCAGACACAGAGCAAAGUCAUCACCUACGCAGGCUGCAUCACCCAGAUGUGCUUCUUUGUACUCUUUAUAGUGUUGGAUAGCUUACUCCUGACCGUGAUGGCCUAUGACCGGUUUGUGGCCAUCUGUCACCCCCUACACUACACGGUCAUCAUGAACCCUCAGCUCUGUGGACUGCUGAUUCUGGUGUCCUGGAUCACGAGUGUCCUAAACUCCAUGCUACAAAGCUUAAUGAUGUUGCAGUUGUCCUUCUGCGCAGACUUGGAAAUCCCUCACUUUUUCUGUGAACUUAAUGAGAUGAUCCACCUUGCCUGUUUUGACACCUUUGUGAACGACAUGGUGAUGUAUUUUGCAGCUGUGCUGCUGGACGGUGGUCCUCUUAUUGGGAUCCUUUAUUCUUACUGUAGAAUAGUUUCCUCCAUAUGUGCAAUCUCGUCGACUCAGGGGAAGUACAAGGCAUUUUCCACCUGUGCAUCUCACCUCUUGGUUGUCUCCAUAUUUUAUGGUACGGGGCUAGGAGUGUACCUUAGCUCUACUAUGACCCAAAACUCACACUCAACUGCUAUCGCCUCAGUGAUGUACACUGUGGUCACCCCCAUGCUCAACCCCUUCAUUUACAGUCUGAGGAAUAAAGACAUAAAGGGGGCUUUGACACAAUUCUUCAGAGGGAAACAAUAA
Molecule: messenger RNA, 1029 nt
Organism: Chlorocebus sabaeus (green monkey)
Lineage: Eukaryota; Metazoa; Chordata; Mammalia; Primates; Cercopithecidae
Product: putative olfactory receptor 7A2
Biological process (GO): G protein-coupled receptor signaling pathway
Cellular component (GO): membrane
Molecular function (GO): G protein-coupled receptor activity; olfactory receptor activity
Source: RefSeq, a predicted model, not a curated record